Molecule: messenger RNA, 4760 nt
Organism: Schistosoma turkestanicum
Lineage: Eukaryota; Metazoa; Platyhelminthes; Trematoda; Strigeidida; Schistosomatidae
Source: the annotation of a GenBank genome assembly
CUCGACUUGUGGACGUUUCUUUACGUGAGUUUCUUUAUUUAUUCCUAUUAGUCUGAAAUAUCGUUUAUCGCUGUAAGUAAAUUGUUUUUCAGAUUCCUCAAUAUAGAGGGUAAAACUUAUUUUUCCUGCAGGUAAUCAUAAUGUUAUCACUUCUAAUGAAAGUAUCACUGGUUAGCGAUAUACUUUGCCAUGUCUUGUGGUUUUAUAAUAUGGUUCUUUCAGUCUCGUUGAUUUUUCAUUAUCUAGGGCACUUGGUGCGUAAAGAUAUUCUGAAUUAAUCAACUAUGGAUCUUAAUCUGUUAGACUCACUUUCGUCUGUAAUGGAAUUGGAAAUUUACUAAUGUAUCUCAGUUGUUACAGAUACAUGGAAGUGGCUUCGGUUAAAGUACCAGUUGGUUCUCGUAUUUCUGAACAAUGCGGAUUGUGCUAUUAAACUCGAUCCUAUUCAGAUAAGGUUUCAUCAUAUUGGUCCUACUAAGACUAGAAAAAUUUUAAUGUUCCUCUAAGUGUAUGCUGCAUAAUCCUCAGUGCAUUGCUUCCCAUUGAAAGCCCUAGUCUCCACUACAUCUGUACAAGUAAACACUGCUAUAGAAUAUAAUUACAGUUGCUGGUUGAAGCAGGCUUAGAUUGCUCCGAUCGCCUGCAUGCUCACUUACAUAUGGUAGCUGGCCCAUUAUGAUUAUCUUUCGUAAAAUGUAGGUUAGUCAGUUACCAGAGACUUGAUCAAUAUAUUAACCUUAUUUUCAGUGAUAGGUUCACAUUUUUCAUUCAGUUAGUACAGUUUGUUUCUAGUUGGGAGAUCGAAUCCUGUUGUAGUUGAUUUCACUAAACCAGAGUUUCAGUAGUCAAUUUAUAGACCUAACAAUAUUUUUCUACGAUCUUGUUGGCUCAACAAUUAGUCGAGCUUUAAUUCAUUCCUUGAAUUAUCCAGACACUUUCAUUACCUGUAAGACUGGCUGGUUGCUUUAUGUCGUCAGGGCUACGUGUUCACACUUGUAUUCGUUUGAUCAUAAAGUUUAGCAUUAGUUAGUAUCACAAGCCUCCAAAUACUACUCAUAUCUAAUCCUUGUACAUCUACUGAGUUUUAUUAAGGUUUACGUCGGAGCUAAUUUAACCCGUCAAGUAAUGCUUACUUUAUGUACUUCUUAUCGGUCCUUAUGAACUAGUGGUCAUACCUAGCUGCCGUAAUGUAGUUGUAAGUCGUUAACCAUUACACCACCUCUCCAGAUUCUCCAUAUCUUGUCACUUCUCUUUAACUACACAACCGUAAGUAUUUACGUGGUACCAAUCAACUUGACAUAGCCUGUAGAAGGUCCUGUUUACGAGGGUUAUCUUGUUUUUUACACGCUAAUUUUCGUGGAUCGGUUGUAGUCGUGAUACGUCUCUGGAUUAGGUGUUAACCUUAAAGUAAAAUGUCUUACAACUCCGUUUGGGUUUUGUAUGUGAUUCGCCGGAAUAUUUUCGACUGGCAAUCCGUCACGGACUCUGGAAUAACUGAAUACGAUUUGCGUAAAGUCCCUGUGUAAGUGAUGCAUUCAUCCGAGUGUCACAAAACGGUGGGUUUUGGAGAACUAGUGAGUGGCUUCUGAGCCGACGUGUGAUUGAACUCGCUUGCUUUGUCGACAGUAACUACACUGUAGUCCUACACUCUUCAUGGCCACUCAACUGUUCCUGUUCAAGAUUAUCAGCCACCACGAAAUCUGGCUUAAAUGAAGACAUGGUUGUCCCCUUCUCUAAAUAAAUUCUUUCGUAGCCGUACAUUUGUUCAUGCGUUAUUCAGUGUAUGAUAAUCCAAAAGUUUGUCGGAAUUGACAGCAACCAACCAAAUAUUACUCGGAUGAGAAAGUUGUUUCUAAAUCGUGUUUUGUCUUAGAGACUAAACAAAACCAUAUAUUAGAGGUAUAUCCAAACAUCUGCUUUUUUAAUUACACAUUUUCCGUGUUGAGUUGUAAAUGUAGUCAUAUUAGGCAUUUAUCCUGUGUUAUCUAAGCUUUUUGUUCUGGAAAAGCACGCGUUUUAAUGAUAUAUUCUGGCUCACUCUUGUUACAGAACGAAGAAUGUCUGUUAUCAUUCGACUACAAAAUUUACCAAUUUCAGCAAACGCCUCGAAUAUUCGACGGUUUUUCAGCGGGUUGUCCAUUCCUGAAGGGGGGGUGCAUAUCGUCGGGGGCACGGAAGGUGAUGCAUUUAUUGCUUUUGCUACAGAUGAAGACGCAAGGAAAGCUAUGCUGCUUGACCGGCAAACGAUAAAUGGAGCACCUGUUCGCUUGUUUCUGAGCAGCAAAGCCGAAAUGCAGUCAAUAAUUGAAUCUGCCAAAACUUCAGCUUUGUUUUCCGGUGGGAGAAAUCCUGUGUUAUCUCAACCUAUCUCCCAAAAGAAUGAAACCAUGCAUGCACUAGAUGUAACAGCUCCUACCUUACCCAGUUCCUUCCCAUCAUACCGCAACGGCGCAACUCGUGAAUCAUUUGAUGACUCUUCCAAGCAGUUUCCUUACACUUAUAACAAAGGUGUAAACCUGGAUCUACCUCGUAUUCAAAUUGAGUCGACUGCGCGUAACAUCCCGGAUAAAUACCCCGAGAAUUUAUCUUCAGACAGACCACAUUUUAAUCAGGAUCGAGAUUAUAGUUACAAUAACCAACCUAACAUGCCUCCGAGAUAUGAUGAUAUGCGGGAUUUCCCACCAGCUAAUGACUACGGUUUAGGAAGCGGAUACUUGACUAACCGUAGUGACUUGUCGCAUAGGUCUCCCGAAGAAAGUUUCAUCUCGAGAAGUAAAGACGCUGAAAUCAAAAAUAGUCAUUAUUCUGCGCUCCACGUUUCAGAUGGUAUGGGGACGGAUUAUGAUAAAUACCGUGCACAUUCGCCUAAAGUAUUUAACGACCGGUUCCCUCCACAUGAUAUUCAGUUACGUGAAUUCGGUCGUGGAAAUAAUCACCAGUAUUCAUCAGAAUUCAGAAGUGGUCCGGCUCAUCCACUUGAUCGUGACUCUACGUGCACUAAUUCUAGGUUGCAAGAGGAACGUGACUUUUCUGUUAGACCUCCGUGGCUCAGUGAUGAUGCAUCGGCCGCAGGACCAAAGCGUCCAUUCCAAACUCAGAACACAGACUUUGAAGAGUACCCACGCAAACGUCGACCACCACCAUCAUUUGCUCGCCCAUCUGAUGUAGUGCCUGGAGAAACUGAUUUCAUACUUCGAGUUUGUUUACCUGCACCAGAAGCUGGAAUAAAGACUGUCUUUGAAGUUUUACGUGGGGUUCAAGUUGUUCCAAAGUGGGGUAUCCGAGUUGAAGAGGAUUUGCUACAGCGUGCUACUGGGUAUGUGUUUAUUAUGAUGACAACACGUGAUUCAUACGACCGAGCACUCAACUUCAAUAAUCGACCCCACAAAGGCGACGUGAUAAAAGUAAUCAAGUCUACUCUGAAUGAAUUUUACAGUGUUAGUGAUACAAACUUUACUUUAAAAUGCCCCCCAGAAGUUGCUAAGAAGCUUCCUCUAGCUGACCAGUCAUACCCUCCUCAUUACAAUGAUGGUUGUCUUGAGCUUGCUGAGCUGCCACCUGACACCACCAAGGCAGAGGUAGUCCGAUUUUUGGGUGCUCCCGGUCUAACUUGUGAGAAUGUUGUACUGGCUCGGUUCCCUCCAAAUGAUAAGUCUGUACCACGCAGUGGCAACUUAACUAGAGCACUUGUUACACUCCCAUCUGCGGAAGAUAUCAAAAUCCUUCUCUCUGCCAAGCCACGGCCAUUUCGGCCGGAUGUGGGACUUCCGUCAGUGCGUUUGACACCAAUAUCAAAGUUGCAAGUCACUGCUUACUCAGCCUUGGCGAUUGGUGAUAGGCCUGAAAGCAUUAAAGAGUCUAUCAAGCCAUCUACUCCGCGUGAUGUUGAUCCGGAGCCUACUAAACAACCUGCUGGUUUUCUGACGUGUGCCCGUGUUAGCGGUUUUUCUCGCACAGUAAAAGAUUCUGAAGUUCUGAAUCUGUUUCCGUCCAUCCUAAUUCCUGGAGAUGCGGUACGAAUGGAUCCUGACGCUAAUAUUGCUUUCAUUGAUUUUAUCAGUGAAAACAACUGUCGUCGUGCUGUGAAUGAAGUAUCGACUGAAGGCUCUAAGGCAAAACAAUCACACCCAUCUCUUCAUAUAGAGGCUAUUACUCGAGAAGAAAUGCUGAGCCGUUUGGGUGUCAAUUCCAAAGGAGAUGAGCAACUUAAUUUUGACAGACCUGGAAGAUCUCGUGACAGAGACCCACGGGAACACCGCACCCAGUGGGACCAGCGCCAGCGUCCAUCACCGAAUCUAUUUGAGAGCCGUCCUCCAAGUGUAGGUAGAGCCAAGUACGACGACUCUUACUACGAUCGUCCCUCUGUACCUGCCCCUUUUGAUGAUCAUCAUGACUCCUUCCGUAGGUUCCGCCCGCCUGUGGAUAAUUUACAUUCCAUCCCACCACACCAAUCAGAUAUUUCAUCUCUUCAAAGACAGCCUGUUCCUCUCCCACAUCGUCGCUCAGUUCCUGACUUUGUUUCUGUUUUUGUUGGAAAUCUCCCGCCUACAUGUACUGUUGACCAACUGGCUGCAAUAAUGCGGGAUUAUUAUUUCGUUCCGGGUUCAAUAAGAUUACGACGUGACCCUCAAGGACAGUUUGUCGGUGAGGCGUUAGUGGAAUUCAAAACAAGUUAUGAAGCUGAUAGGGCGCUCAGGGGGCUAAAUGGAUAUCGUGUAGCCGGCCGACCCUUGGUCUUGCGUUUCGAUCACCGGAAGUAA